Molecule: messenger RNA, 3639 nt
Organism: Mycena citricolor
Lineage: Eukaryota; Fungi; Basidiomycota; Agaricomycetes; Agaricales; Mycenaceae
Source: the annotation of a GenBank genome assembly
GCACCCAUUAGUGGCAGCCGCGUCGCGUGCUGCAACAAGAACACCGCAAUAUCAUGUCGAACAACGCGCAGACUCCGCGACGCAAGCGCCAACGCUCGCCCUCUCCUGGAUCCUCUCCACCGCGGCCAGAGACACCCCCUGCCCAGGAGAUCCUGCCGCCUUCCUCGCCUCAGACACAGUUCUCGGACACCGACGAAAGCCUCGACGAGCGCGACGCCGUCCCUGACUUGGACGACGAGGAGGGCGAAGAUCUGUUCGGCGAACAAGUCUUGGAAGCAGACUACGAGCCAAACCAACUUCUCGACCAGUAUUCUGAUGCCGAUAUCAACGACAACGAGGACCUGGAGGAGCUCACUGCCGCGCAGCGUCGCGCCGCCGAGCGUAGGAUGGACCGUCGCGAUAGACUCGAUGGACAGGGCAGACGCGCGGCGGCGCGUCGCAGAGGCCCUGGAUUCGUUGACGACGACGACAUGGAUGAUGGUGACGAGGACGAAGAGAUGGUCGCGCGCAUGAAGAAGCGUACGCGGCGACCGUACGACGAGCGCAGGGAUAUCGAUGACAUGGACGGUGUUGAAGGCGAAAUCCCGCUGGAGCAACUGAGCGACAUCAAAGCGAAAUCGAUCGUUGAGUGGAUUGCGAAUGAUGUCGUCCGACGCACCAUCGUCAAGCAUUUCCGCUUGUUCUUGACCACCUAUACCGACGACCACGGAAACUCUGUCUAUGGACAGCGUAUCCGGGCUUUGGGAGAAAACAACGCCGAAUCUCUCGAAGUGUCUUAUGUGCACCUUGCAACGUCCAAAGCAAUCCUUGCCUACUUCUUGACAAAUGCACCCUCAGCCAUGCUCGAAAUCUUCGAUGAAGUGGCGCUUGACGCUAUUCUCGUAUAUUUCCCAGCGUAUCGGAGAAUCCAUUCGGAGAUUCACGUUCGCAUAUCCGAGCUUCCCUUGAGCUCGUCCUUGCGUGAAUUGCGGCGGUCUCACCUUAACAACCUCGUCCGCGUAACCGGUGUAGUAACCCGUCGAAGCGGUGUUUUCCCGCAGCUCAAGUAUGUUAAAUUUGACUGCAAGAAGUGUGGCGCCGUUCUAGGCCCGUUCUAUCAAGACGCGACUCGUGAAGCUACGGAAGUCAAGAUCAGCUUUUGUGGACGAUGCGAAAGUAAAGGGCCGUUUCCCGUCAAUUCCGAACAGACUGUGUACCGCAAUUAUCAGAAGAUGACUUUGCAGGAGUCUCCUGGAUCUGUUCCAGCUGGACGACUGCCUCGACACCGAGAAAUCAUCUUGUUGUGGGAUCUCAUUGAUAGCGCCAAACCGGGCGAAGAAGUGGAAAUUACCGGCAUCUACCGCAACAACUUUGAUGCGUCGCUGAACGCGAAGAACGGUUUCCCUGUCUUCUCCACGAUCAUCGAGGCGAACCACGUGAACAAAAAAGAAGAUUUGUUUGCUGCGUUCAGACUGACGGAGGACGACGAGAAGCAAAUCCGGCUGUUGGCCCGCGACGACCGCAUCCGCAAGCGCCUGAUCAAGUCGAUCGCGCCCUCGAUUUACGGUCACGAGGACAUUAAGACCGCGAUUGCGCUGUCUCUGUUUGGCGGUGUGCCGAAAGAUAUCGACCACAAACAUCGUAUUCGUGGGGAUAUCAACGUACUGCUCCUGGGAGACCCUGGGACCGCCAAGUCGCAGUUCCUCAAGUACGCGGAGAAGACUGCGCACCGCUCGGUCUUUGCGACGGGCCAAGGCGCGUCUGCCGUCGGUCUCACUGCUAGCGUGCGCAAAGACCCUGUGACUCGCGAAUGGACGCUGGAGGGUGGCGCGUUGGUGCUCGCAGACAAGGGCACGUGUCUGAUCGAUGAGUUCGACAAAAUGAACGAUGCAGACCGGACGUCAAUUCACGAGGCCAUGGAGCAGCAGACGAUCUCGAUCUCCAAAGCAGGGAUCAUCACAACGCUGCAGGCGCGCUGUGCGGUUAUUGCAGCCGCAAAUCCGAUCCGGGGCAGGUAUAAUCCAACGAUCCCGUUCCAACAGAAUGUCGAGCUGACAGAGCCUAUUCUGUCCCGUUUCGACGUGCUCUGCGUUGUCAAGGACAGUGUGGAUCCCGUGGCCGACGAGCUGCUGGCGCGUUUCGUCGUUGGCAGUCACUUGCGCAGCCACCCCAAGUUUGAGAAGGAACAAGAUGAGAUGGAGGUUGGGACCACCCUGGAUGCUGAUAUCAUUCCUCAAGACACCCUGCGCAAGUACAUCAUGUACGCGCGGGAAAAGGUCUAUCCGAAACUGCAUGCACUCGACCAGAACAAGCUCUCCGACUUGUUCGCUGAUCUCCGCCGUGAAUCUCUUGCGACGGGCUCUUUCCCAGUCACCGUGCGCCACCUGGAGAGCAUGAUUCGGAUGGCAGAGGCCAGUGCAAAGAUGGCUCUCCGCGAAUAUGUGCGCGCGGACGACAUCGACCUGGCGAUUGAAGUCGCAGUCGGCAGCUUCAUCAACGCGCAGAAGAUGAGCAUCAAAAAGACGCUGCAGCGGGGCUUCCGCAAGUAUCUCACACAAAGCAAAGACCACGAGGAAUUGCUCGCCUUCCUCCUCGGCGGGCUCGUCAAGGACAAGGCACGGCUUCACCAGCUGCAAUUCCGCGAAACACCCAAGUCCGUCGUUGUGAAGCUCGCCGAGUUGGAGGCCCGGGCCAAGGACCACGACAUUUUCGAUGUCACUCCCUUCCUGCGCUCUCGACUGUUUACUGCCAACGGAUACAAGGCCAGCGAUGGAAACAUCACCAAAGAGUUCAAAUCAACCUGAGUGGAGAUUACGCCUGUCUGUUUGUAAAUCUAGUGUUUUUUUAUGUAUGUGUUUUUGGUGCAUGUGAACGUGAGUUGGGAUGCAAGGUUGUGCGGUUUACGCUGUAGGCUCCGAGUCUUCAGCCAGUGCCCGCUCUGCUGCAGCAACAGGGUCGGGAUCUUCACCCAGUACUCGUUCUGCUGCAGUAACAGGGUCCUCGUCAGCCGCUUCGUCCUCCGCGAUUUCUGGGCCGGGUUCAGAUCGCAAACGAAAGAGAUUUCCCUGCGCACUCACCAGCUGCAUAGACCUCCGGGUGCUGCCUGAAGCAUGUCUGCAUCCCCUGGAACUUUUCCACGCAGUUGAUACCCUUGGGUUCCUCUUCCGAAAACACAAAACACGAGAACGCAGCUCGGAAUUCCUCCCCACACGGUCCGUGUGCCAUCCCACCCAGACACGGGCAGUCCCAGUUGAUUUCCCCCGUUUCGGGGUUGAAGGCGCCGCCGUUCGAGUCGCUCGUCGGUUGGGCUUCGGUCAUUUCGGACUCUGAGGCAUGCACUGGGGCGGGUUCAGGCGUCCGUGGCGGCUUCGCGUUCGGGUGGCCUGCAGGCCAUUGUAGUCCUGCGGAAAAAGAGACAUGUUACGCCAAAGUGCUCAGUGAUUUCGGAUAUGGGGUACCCUGCAGUUUGUCUAUGUCCUCCUUCUUAAACGGUCGGAUGGAAAUUAAGCCGGGCACGCCCACAGCGAGCACGGUCCCGGCGCCCGCUGCAAAAGCGCGUUUUGAAGACCCGGCUCUGGGAUGGAAGGACUGCGAGCCGAGAGAUUGCCUACAGGACCGGGCGAAACGAGCGAACAUGUUGGUCAGCGAGAGGGAGAAAGU